Molecule: messenger RNA, 1548 nt
Organism: Paracoccidioides brasiliensis Pb18
Product: NADH-ubiquinone oxidoreductase 51 kDa subunit, mitochondrial
Exons: 3
Coding region: 1-1548 (515 amino acids)
Molecular function (GO): NAD binding; 4 iron, 4 sulfur cluster binding; NADH dehydrogenase (ubiquinone) activity
Source: RefSeq, a predicted model, not a curated record
AUGAUUUUUCGAGCGGUAGCUCCCUCCAUCCAUUCCUUCUCCCACCUCUCUCCCCGCACACUCUGUACAGCAACUUCUUCAUCCUACACUACUUCAUCCCAUGCCGUCCGACAACCGCGACAACAGCAGCAGCGUGGUCUUGCUACCGUCCAAGAUGCGGCAGCGACUACACCUCCCAGGUCAUACGGUGGUCUGAAAGACCAAGACCGGAUAUUUCAGAAUCUGUAUGGGCAUCAUGGUGCGGAUUUGAAAACGGCCAUAAAGUAUGGCGAUUGGUAUAAGACAAAGGAGAUUGUGCUGAAAGGACAUGAUUGGAUUAUUUCGGAGAUCAAGGCAUCCGGAUUGAGAGGCAGAGGAGGUGCUGGUUUCCCUUCUGGAUUGAAAUGGUCCUUCAUGAACUUCAAGGACUGGGACAAAGAUAACAAACCAAGGUAUCUCGUCGUGAACGCUGACGAGGGCGAACCCGGAACUUGCAAAGACCGCGAAAUCAUGCGAAAAGACCCCCACAAACUCGUCGAAGGCUGUCUCAUAGCUGGCCGUGCGAUGAAUGCUACAGCAGCCUACAUAUAUAUCCGUGGUGAAUUCUAUCAUGAGGCGACCGUUCUCCAGCGCGCUAUUCAGGAGGCGUAUGGCGCGGGGUUAAUUGGUAAAAAUGCUUGCGGAACCGGAUAUGAUUUUGACGUCUAUCUUCACCGGGGAAUGGGCGCAUAUAUCUGCGGUGAAGAAACAUCCUUGAUCGAGUCUCUUGAAGGAAAAGCGGGAAAGCCUCGCUUGAAACCCCCCUUCCCAGCUGCCGUGGGCCUCUUUGGCUGCCCCAGUACCGUAACCAAUGUCGAAACUGUUGCCGUGGCACCCACGAUCUGCCGUCGUGGUGGCAAAUGGUUCGCCUCGUUCGGUCGGGAGCGAAACCAAGGGACAAAGCUGUUCUGUAUCUCCGGGCAUGUUAACAACCCUUGUACCGUAGAGGAGGAAAUGUCCAUUCCACUCCGAGAGUUGAUUGAACGUCACUGCGGCGGUGUGCGAGGUGGAUGGGAUAACCUCCUCGCCGUCAUCCCAGGCGGCUCAUCAACCCCUAUUCUCCCCAAACACGUCUGUGACGACCAGAUGAUGGACUUUGACGCCCUCAAGGACGCGCAAUCCGGCCUUGGAACUGCCGCUGUUAUCGUCAUGGACAAGUCCACUGAUGUAGUUGCCGCUAUCUCUCGUCUGUCCGCUUUCUACAAGCACGAGAGCUGUGGCCAAUGCACUCCCUGCCGCGAGGGAAGCAAAUGGACCGCACAAAUGAUGCAACGAUUUGAGCGUGGUCAAGCCCGCGAACGAGAAAUUGACAUGAUCCAGGAACUUACGAAGCAAGUUGAGGGCCAUACUAUUUGCGCUCUUGGUGAAGCUUUCUCUUGGCCCAUCCAGGGACUCAUCCGGCAUUUCAGACCAGAGCUCGAGGCUAGAAUACGCAACUAUGAGCAGGAACAUGGUGGCAAACAGCCAUUUGCUGGAGGCUGGGAACCACAAGCUCGCGCAGAGGGAAAACUUAUUGCUCCUGGCCAAUAA